AUGUCGAUGGCGACGGCGGAUCCGUGCCCGUGCGUGGUCAUCGCGCCGCAGAUCAAGGCCGCCGACGGAACGGUCACCACCGCCGGGUUCUACCGCUGGGAGGAGGGCCAGGAAGCCGCCACCCUCGUGAUGGACGCCAUGCCCGACUACCAAUCCUUCCACCCCUACACGGAAGCGGCGCACGACCUCGCGCACUGCGACGGGCUGCUGCUGGUGCCCACCGCCGCCGCCGCACGCGUCCUCAACCCGGCAACGACCCGCGUCCUGGAGCUCCCCUCCUCCGUCGCGCCACCUCCGCCCCCGCUCCCCUCCGGUCGGAUCCUGGGCCACCACGCGUUCGGCCUCGGCCGCGACUCCCGCUCUGGCGCCUACAAGGUCGCCCGCUUCUUCUACCGCUCACUGGACGAGGUCGAGCUCUUCGCCGGCGGCUGCACCUACACCUAUGCACUCGGGGCGGAGGUGCUCACCGUCGCCGGCGUCGGGGCGGACCACCGUUGGCGUGAGACCGCGGCGCCACCGCCGUGCCCGGUCAUACCAGGCCGCACGGCGACAUUCUUCGAGGGCUCGCUCCUCUUCACCCCCCACGAGCGGGUCCUCGGCAAAGAGGCGCCGGGCUUCAUCCGAUUCCGCCUUGACGACGAGGUGUUCGACGUUACGCCGGGGCCUCCCCGCGACAAGAGGAUUGACUACGGAUCGUCCAGCUUGGCGGAGCUGCGCGGGGAGUUGUGGAUGUGCGUUAACAACAGCACGAGUCCCGGCAUCGGGUCGGUGGAGAUGUGGGCGUGCGGCGACCUCGCCGGCGCCCGGUGGGAGCUGCGUCACGCCGUCAAGGACUUUGUUUUCCAUGGCCACCGGUCGCUUCGUCCAGUCACCGCGUCCGCCGGUGCCAUACUGCUGCGCUACGGACCGUGGCACCUUUGGUGCUACCGUCGGCAGGGUCGUCAGCCGGGUUACGGCGACGUCGUCAACAUGCGGUUUCUCAAGUAUCAGCGCCAUGACCACAAUGUCGUCGAGUAUCAAAAGGAAACAAUCUAUACCCUUCAUGUAAUUCCCUACAUUCCAAGCCUUGUCCCAAUUUAAAAAGUGGGCUGCAAUCAUCUAUAUAUACUGUUUUAGCAAUUUAUUUGAACUGCUAAAACAUCAUAUAUUAUGAUACAAAUGUAGUAGUAAUUAAUUCAGAUAAUCUGAAGGUCACAGACAGAAUGAAGAAUGGAGGGGGAUCUGGUAGAGCGGCUGCGGCCAUUUUUAUG
Molecule: messenger RNA, 1250 nt
Organism: Hordeum vulgare subsp. vulgare (domesticated barley)
Lineage: Eukaryota; Viridiplantae; Streptophyta; Magnoliopsida; Poales; Poaceae
Exons: 1
Coding region: 1-1080 (359 amino acids)
Source: RefSeq, a predicted model, not a curated record